Molecule: messenger RNA, 15833 nt
Organism: Callithrix jacchus (white-tufted-ear marmoset)
Lineage: Eukaryota; Metazoa; Chordata; Mammalia; Primates; Cebidae
Gene: FRMD4A
Product: FERM domain containing 4A
Biological process (GO): establishment of epithelial cell polarity
Cellular component (GO): bicellular tight junction; cytoskeleton; adherens junction
Source: RefSeq, a predicted model, not a curated record
AUCUGGGGAAAGGCAGGGUACACAGUGCCAUGACCUCCCAAGCCUGUCCUUAGUGGGGGAUGCUAGGGACCAAAUGGAAAAAUGUCUUUUAUAAUAGAUAGCUCUUGUUAUUGGGGGACAUAAUAUAUCAACAUAGUGGAGCUGUGUUUAGCUCCCACUUAUCAGUGAGAACACAUGAUAUUUGAUUUUCUGCUUCUGACUUAGUUUACUUAAGAAGAAUGCCUCAAGCUCCAUUCAUGUUGCUGCAAAGGACAUAAUUUUGUUCAUUUUUAUGGCUGUGUAGUAUUCCAUGGUAUCUAUAUAUUACACUUUCUUUUUCUUUCUCUCUUUUGUUUUGUUGAGAUGGAGUUUUGCUCUUUUGCCCAGGCUGAAGUGCAAUGACACGAUCUCAGCUCCCUGCAACCUCCAGUUCUUGGAUUCAAGCGAUUUCCUGCCUCAGUCUCCCAAGUAACUGGGAUUACAGGCAUGUGCCACCAUGCCCAGCUGAUUUUUGUAUUUUUAGUAGAGACGGAGUUAUGCCAUGUUGGCCAGGCUGGUCUUGAACCCCUGAGCUCAAGUGAUCUACCUGCCUCAGCCUCCCAAAGUGCUGAGAUUACAGGUGUGAGCUCACACACCCAGCCUAUCACAUAUUCUUUAUCCAAUCAGCUUUUGGUGGACACUUAGGUUGGUUCCAUGACUUUAGCUAUUGAGUACAAUGCUCAAUAUUUGGGUGAUGGUUACACUAGAAACCCACCCCUGCCAAUGCACAUGUAUUAAUAAUUUCCAUGUAACAAACAAGCACAUGUGCCCCUGAACCUCAAAUAAAAUUAUCUGGAAAGAAUGUAGUGGAGCCUAACAGAUAUUCAGUUCAUUCCGGACCUACCUGGUGACUACUGAAGCCACCUGAAUCGCUCUUGGGUUUAUCUGGGAAUGCCAGGUAAAGUUAUCAAGACAGGGAAACAGAGUGUACAUGAUUCCACCCACCCCUGUCUCCUGCUCAAAGACACAAACACACUCAGCCCCAUUUCCUUCCUGCAGGAUGUCCCCUGCCUUUUAUCACUAGCGUAGUCCAGGGAUGCUGGCUCCUGGCAACAGAUGGGGUGAGGGGUGAUGGUGGACAGGGCACAGACCACCAUAUUGACCAAGGGUGGGCGUCUUGAGAUGGUGUCUGCCAGCACCUCCCCCUUGCCGGCGCCCUCUGAUGGUCUUCACAGGAAGUGGUAGCAACGUAGUUCCCAGGCAGCAACAGUGAGGGAGGGGCAGCAGGUGUGGAUUGGGGUACUUGCAUUUCACCAUUUAGACUCUUCCAAGUAUGCAACUGUCAUGCAAGUCAAGGGGUAAUAAUGCUUUGUUUUAGUUGGAACUUUCCCAAGAACUAUUCAUGUUUCGGGAAAAGCGCUUCACUAAUGUCAAUACCCCAGUGGCAUUUGAGUCUCCCACACAACAGGCCAUUGGCAAUUAGCAUUUGUAGCUCUGGCCUUACAGCGAUUAAGAAAUUGACCACUUCCUUAUGAUUUCUGGUUGUAGUUGCAUUAUCUGCAACAUUUGUGUAUUGUAUGUUAUUUGCUGACAGAUUACUUUCCUGCUAUCUUUCCUAUCUUUUGUUUACAUAACAGAAUUGUGCUAAUAUGUUUUAAAUAAUAUGUGUAAGCAGCUUGCAUUAUCCAUGAAUUUUAUUUGAGGACAGUAAAGGGUAUUUUUAAGUACUUGUUAGAGCCAGGAAUGGUAGAAUGCCUGAAGUCCCAACUACUCGAGAGGCUGAGGCCUGAGGAUUGCUUGAGUCUGGGAGUUUGGGGCCAGCCUGGGCAACAUGGAAAGACCCCAUCUCAAAAAAUUGAAAAAUUAGAAUAUUUCUUGGAAGAAAGGCCACUAACUCUAAAAGGAUUAAAAGUCAUUGAUCAUUCUAAGGCUCAUGGGAAAGGCACUGCGGGAGGAAAAACAAAUCUAAGUCAGAGUUGGGUGAAAUGGAUGGUGGUUCUCCCUGAAGAUUGUUUUAUGACCAUCAGACUUCCCGGAUUUGGCAAUUACAUCAAUGAGCAAAAUGCUCACUCGAAGGUACCCAAAGUGCAGAACGUGCAAUGGUAGCAUCACCACAUAACUCAAGCUCCUAUUCCAUAGCUUCUGAUUUCAGAUUGGCUCUAAGAGCUUCGUCUAGAGCUCAGGCCUUCAUUCUCUAAACCACUCUGAAAGUCAUGGAAAUCUUUAAACCCUGUGUGUCUGUUACAGACGGAAAAGAGCCAUUAAAAAAACAUCUGUAAGGCUGGGCAUGCCUAUAAUCCCAGCACUUUGGGAGGCUGAAGUGGGUGGAUCACCUGAGGUCAGGAGUUCGAGACCAACCCCACCAACCCAACCCUGUCUCUACUAAAAAUGCAAAAAUUAGCCAGAUGUGGUGGUGUACACCACACAACCUCUGCUACUGUAACCUCUGCUACUCGGGAGGCUGAGGCAGGAGAAUCACUUGAACCUGGGAGGUGGAGGUUGCAGUGAGCUGAGAUCAUACCAUUGUACUCCAGCCUGGGCAACAAGAACAAAACAUCUUAAAAAAAAAAAAAAAAGUCUGUGAAAGAUUCAGGAGGAUGCAAUAAGGAUUAUUGUCUUCACAAUGUGCAUUUGAACCCUAGAACACAAGUGCCUUAGAAAGUCCACGUGGUGAAGCCCAGGCGAUCAUUCCUGGCACAUUCCAAUUGCACACUUCUGGUGGUGACCUCAGAAUCCCUCCAAGCCCCUUCCUUGUACUCCAGAUGGUACUGUAAGUGACAGAUGGCAAGACUGAGAAAAGAUGAGUUAUUAUGUUUCACCCCGUCAUAAGUUCAGGGUACUUCUGGGUGUGCCUGACACUCAUUUCACUGCCUGUGAGUUUUGAACGUCUUGAAAUUCAUCCUUGUGAAUGGUCAGGGGUUGUGGGUGCAGGAGGCAGGGACUGCAGUGGGGUGGGGGAUGGAUGUAGAGGAAUAGAGGCUCUGUACUUGUUGGAGAGGUUGUCAAAAUGGAAAAUGCAGCCCCAGUGGGAAAGACAAGCUUGGUUGUAUAAGCCAUCUACACAAACAUGGAAGAAUAAGGACAGACACUAGGAGUGUAGUCUUCUGAGAACCACUGCCUGAUUCCAGGCCAGUGCCAGGCUGCCAGGGGCCCUACAGAAGCAAACCUUUAAAUUAACAUGUUUGUUUUCUAAGAGACGACUAGAGCGGACAGGCCAGCCUUUAACUAGACCCAGACAGGCAGCUUGCUGUCUAUAUAGCCAUCAAGAGGGCUUGUUUUACUUAAACAAGGCAAAUGUCUUUAAAAUCCUCUCUUUCUAGUUUUAAGGUAAGGCAGAAGCUUGACAGACAAGUACAUCAAUAGGACAUGAAUAUCCAUUGCAUUUACACAUAUCAUUGAGAGUUCUCUUUGCCAUCUUUACGGAGAUAUCACUGACAAAAAUUGUAUGCAUUUAAGGUGUACAAUUUAAUGUUCUUGUGCAGGUGUUGUGAAAUAAUCGCCAGGAUCACACUAAUUAACAAAGCUAUCACCUCAUAUAGUUACCAUUUUCUUUUUUGCUUUCUUUUUUUAGAAAACACUUUAUAAUGAGAACGGUUAAGAUCUAUCCUCUUAACAAGUUUCAAGUAUACAAUACAGCAUUGCUAACUCAGUCACAUGGCUGUGCAUUGGGUCCCCAGAACUUAUUCAGCUACUCCUGCGUAACUGAAACUUUGUACCCCUUCAUCAGUAUCUCCCCACUGCCCCCUCCCCCAGCUCCUGACAAUCACAUUCUACCCUGUUCCUCUGUGAGUUUGACUAUUUUAGCUCCUACACAGAAGUGAGAUGAGUCAGUGUGUGUUUUUCUGUGUCUGGCAUUUUUCACUUAGCAUAAUAUCCUCCAGGUUUGGGAAAAAGACAAUCUCUUCGAUAAAUAUUGUUGUAAAAAACUCGAUAUCCACAUGCAGAAGAAUGAAAUUGGACCUUUGUCUCACAGCAAACAAAAAUCAGCUCAAAAGAGAUUGAAAACAAACAUGUAGUGGUUUCAAAAAACCACCAUAGACUGGAUCCGUAGGACUAAUCAAAACAAAAGCUGGUGGUUUUGCUUUUUAAAAAUAUCUCAGUACUUAUUUAAUAAUUGGACCAAGUCUCUACUUAGAUUUACUAUUGCAGGCACUAAAAUAGGUACCAAGGUAUUUUGCCACUGAUUCCAAUCCACUGUGUGAUGGGCUGAUGUCUUGCCCAACCCUGAUCUUCAGAUAUGUAGUCUUGCUGAGUAGGAAACUACUGCUCUAGGGUGGACACGAAUAUGGUUCAAGAAACACAUUUUGUAUAUGCGGUUGCCUACUGCUUUGGGCUUACACAUGGUUGUCCUUAAUAGAGAUUGGCUGAUAUGAACUGAACUAAUCUAGUUGAACCGAGAACCUCACCGUUGCGGAGCACUCAUGCAUUUGAAGCAGAUAAUUCAUUUUCAGGGCUGCAGAAAUCUGUAAUACUCUCUAGAAGAAUGAUCUGCCCACCGUUUUCCUAGGGAGAAGGAUUAAGGAGAAACCAGCUUCAUGCCUGUACAGAGAAUUCAGCCAAUGCCCACCCCUCCCCCAAGACUUCUAUUUUGUUUGAGUCUUGUCACCAAAACGUUAAGCCUGCUGGGGAAGAUGUUCCUUAGAAAUGGGAGAAGGAGAUGGGCAUCUGAAGUUCAAACAGAAAGAAAUUUAACAGUUCUGAAUUUAAAAACAUACCCACAAGUGUUGUUUUUUUAAAUGCACAGAACAGAUGCUGGUGUUUGCCUACCAUGUAGAAUGUGUCGCUGAUUAAUUGUUCUCAACUGGACAGCCUCAGCAGGGUGGCUCAUGCCAGAUCAUUCUUAGCUGGCCACCAAGCUUUGAUCAAUGGUUAAAGUGUAUGUUUUUCCAACAGAGAUUUAUACCAUCAAAGGAUGUGUAUAAAUGGUAGAAGGAUCCUGGGCUGUAGCACUGAGACCUUGGCUGUCAGCUCUUCAAACCCAGGGCUCCCUGGGCUCAACCCUAGGAUCCAUCACUGCUCUGUUGUCCCUGCCACUUAGUGCUGCAAAUCGCAACCUUGGGAGGUAUCCCAUGUAUCUCCCUCGUUCCCACUCAUUGCCUUUCCCAUAGGUUAGAAGUAUUAAUAUUGAUACAAGCAUGCAAUACGUAAUAAUCACAUCAUGGAAAAUGGAAGUAUCCAUCCCUGAAGCAUUUAUCCUUUCAAAGUCAAGUUCACUUAGUCCCUCUCCUUAUGAGUUAAAUCUAAACAAAAUGUUUUUAAUAUCUGGAUUUUCCUAAGAGACAUAGUAUUUGUUUAUUUCAUCAACCCUCUUCCCGAGGUGGACAAGGGAUCAGAGCAUGGAGAACAGUUCAUGUUUCUCACUUAGGGCAGUAGCCCCUUCUCCCCCUUUAUCAGUGAUGCUCCUCAUCCCCAAGUCCCAGAGUGAAUCCCCUGAUAAGGAAGUGUGUGCUACAUUCAUAUUUCCCAAGAAAAGAUAGCGUAAGAUUACAUCACACACAUCAGGCCUCCUCUUUUCUAGAUGGUAAAAAUUUGAAGCAGAAACUGUAUCUUAAUCGUCUUUGUAGGCACCUACCUAUGCCAAUAUAUGGCCCAAUUAGUAAAUAAAUAUUCGUACAAAGGAUACACUAAUGAAUGAACAAAUGAAUGUUCAGAUUUGAUGUAAGCAUCAAUAAAAUGUCCCCAUAAUUAUCAAAAAAUAUAUAUUGGGUAGUUAGAAUAUAGUUGCUAAGAAAACAUCUGCAAUCAAUCUGCCCAAGCCAGCCUUCGCCAUGUUCUCAUAUACUGGUAAGUGCUGACACCAGUGAACUUGCUGUAUGAAUGUAUCUCCAACAGUUUCUCUGUCUUAACACUGGCAUGGUUCUACUUCCUCCCUGGUACCCAAUGACUCCAAGUGGCUUGCGUCAUUCACUAAAAUCCAAAUUCAUGAUUAAGGUCUCUUUGGGGUGACAUCCGCAUACACUAAUUUUCUGUGCAGUCUUCAGGCUAACCCCCUUCUGGUCGAUUUCUCUCCUUUGGAAACUGUUAAAGUGAUGUUUGUUCAAAGAACAGGAUGUUCUGAAUAUGUUCUUCCUAGAGCUCCAGUGCUAGAGUACAAACCACAUACACUGCCCAAAUCAUGCAAAGUUUCUUAUCCCUAAAGUUUACUGUUUAUAUUCUAAGAGAAGCCAAUGCAUUAACUGUUUCUGGUUUUGUUUUGAUUGUUUUUGGGUUUUGUGAUGGAGUUUCGCUCUUGUUGCCCAGGCUGGAGUGCAAUGGCUUGAGCUCGGCUCGCUGCAACCCCCGCCUCCCAGGUUCAAGCGAUUCUCCUGUCUCAGCCUCCCGAGUAGCUGGGAUUACAGGCGCGUGCCACCACCCCUGGUUAAUUUUUGUAUUUCUAGUAGAGAUGGGGUUUCAUCUUAUUGGUCAGGCUGGUCUCAAACUCCUGACCUCAGGUGAUCCGCCCGCCUUGGCAUCCCAAAAUGCUGAGAUUACAGGCAUGAGCCACCACACACAGCCACAUUGACGGUUUUUAAAGCCCCCCACAAAAAGUGUGUUAGAAAAUAGUCACCUAAAGUCAUGGCUGAGACUGGGAGACUCAGCUGUCUCUUGGCAACUGCCUUAAAUGAGAAACAUUAGCUCUUCGCCACGGUCUGAUCCCUUGUCCAUUCCAGGAACCGGGGAGGGGAGUUGAUGAAAUAAACUAGUAGUAUAUCUCUUACGAAAUUCCGGCUACUAAAACCAUUUUGUCCAAAUUUAAUUUGUAAGGAAAGGGGCCAAGAGAACUUGAUUGUCAAAGGAUAAGUACUUGAAGGGAUGGAUAACCCCAUUUUCCAUGAUGUGAUUAUUACACAUUGCAUGCCUGGAUCAAAAUAUCUCAUGUAACCCAUAAAUACAUGCACCUACUAUGCACCCACAAAACUUAAAAAUAAACUUUUUUUUGAAAAAAAGAAAACUUGAUGUUGAACACUCCCCUGAGAUUGCUGGGAACUAGAACAAUGUUGCACCCAUGUAGAUACACACCCUCCCCGACAGUCUCCUGGUGAUAGGGCCCCUCGUGGGCAUCAGGCUCUUUUGCUUAGUGCGAGAAAGCACUUGGCUUUUUGAGGGCCUUCAGCGUAGCAAUAGUUUUAACAAAAGGUGGCAAGUAUGUAGCAAGAAGUUCUCUUGUGUUGAGACUUUAUGGCUGAUGUACUGCAGCUGGUUAUUGAAUCAAUUUCAGACAUUGCAAACCCCUGAGCCCCUCGGAAGGUCUGUAGCUCAGUUGGCCCAUCAGGGAAAUAGAUUUUCUGUACAUUCUUGGCUAUUGAAGACAUUCAUCACAGCACUGCCCGCCCCUUCCUGGUGCGGUUCCUAACAAGAGACACCUGCUGUGGGACCCGCUCUAAUUCUUCCAUUAGAGACCUAAAAACAAAAUAGAAACCAUUACUCGAAGAACAUGCAUGUACCAUUUAGGACCAACUGUCAAGCUAAAUGCAUCAGACAGAUUCCAAAUCUGCUUUUAAAAUAAUACAGUGCUUUUUAUUCAUUUCUUUAUCUUUGCCCUUAAUUUUAUGGUAGCUUUGUUUAAGCGUUAAAUGUUGAAUUAAGUCUGUGUCUCUCCUCUGGGAAAAGGAAAAUUCACAGAGAGAUACUAAAAUGGAGAGUUUUAACUGUUCAUGGCCGAGAGAGCUCUGACAUCCCGAGAAGGGAGUUCUACUGUGAAGCAGAAACUCUAUUUCCCUUCCGAUCUCAUCGGGGCCACCUUCUUAGACAUGAUCCUUGAGUGUUGAGUGAUCACACUCUUUGCAAUCAGGAGACUAGAGUUUAAUAGCACGUGUUUAGGGAACUGAGAGGACAGAACUGGGGACUGGCUUGCUAGACCAAGGCUGCUUAUGUUACUACAGUCACAGCAAGGAUGGCCGUUAGUGUCUUGACAACCAAGUGUCCCUGAGAGAUUUUCUCAGUCCUGAAAAACUGUCCGAAGCAGUAUCUUGCUUAGGAUGUAUGAUUUCAGCCGUGAAAAGGGAAGAGAGUCUGACACAUGGUACACCGUGGAUGAACCUUGAGGACAUUAUGCUAAGUGAAAUAAGCCAGUCACCAAAAAGACAAACACAGGGUGAUCUCACUUAUACGAGAUCCCUAGAGACAGAAAAUAGAAUGGUGACAGCCAGGUGGCUGUGGGAGGGGGAAAUGGAGUUGUUGUUUCGUUGUUACAGUGUUUCCGUUUUGCAAAAUGAAAAGAGUUCUGGAGGUGAAUGCUGAUGUAAUCAUAACUAUCCUUAAGGCCCCCAAAUUUUUCUUAGACAAUAGCCAUGUAAAGUCACUGUUGAGAUUGGGAGACUGCCUUAAAUAAGAAACACUAACUGUUAUCCAGGGUCUGAGCCCUUGUCGAUCUCAGGAAGAGCAUUGAUGAAAUAAACAAGUCUAUCUUGUUUAUAACAGUACAAGGCGAACCAAGUACAAGGUGAAUGCACACUUAGAAAUAGUUAAGAUGGCACAUUUUAUGUGACGUAUAUUUUACCACAAUUUCCGAACAUUUUUAAGUUAUUUGUUUUAAAAAAGCAAACUUUGGAAGCAGAAAAGGAGAAACUGCAUUUGCAAGAUUUCGUGGCUGUUCUGUAACUGGCAGAAGCUUGAGGAGUUGACACGAGAUAUUAAUUUCCUUGAUGUUUAUCAGCUCUCACAGCAGAGGGGGUGCGGAGGAUGGAGAAGGAAGAGAGUAUGAGGAAUCUAAUAAUAUUCCGAGGAAAAAUGUAGUACCCCCACAACUUUCGUUUCCUUGAGUUUCACAAGACUAUGUGCUUUUCACUCAUCGUGUACAAAACAAGGUCUGAUACGUUCUCCACAAAGAACUAUUGAUGGCAUGUCUGUGUGAAUUGCCCUAGCAUUGGUCACAGCCAACUUCUGUGGGACCCACUGCCCCCGUUCGACAAUACGCUCCAGUGUGUGUAGCCAUUUAUGAAAGGUCAGAAAUCAACUGAGAAAUGGGCUAGAGUCAAAAACAUGUGGCCCUAUAAAUAUCAGACUCAGACGGUCUAUUCCAUUUUCCCCACUCUUGCUUUCACUCCUUCUCACUUCUUUCUCUUUCCCUCACUGGUGAGGUUCUCUGCACUUGGCCAGUGCCUUGGACUGUGAAGUUAUACAAAGAAGGCAGUGGCUGAAGUCUUCAUCUGGGGACCUCACUUUAUGCCCCGUCUGGUCCCAUAGCACCAUUAUUAGCAUUUGGUGUUAUUUUGUUUGUUUGUUUAAACCCUUUCGCAGUUUCUGACUACGAAGCUCCAAGAUGCAGUCCAGCCUGCGACGUUCUGCUUUCUUUUAAGGGCUUCUACUUCCCAUUAGUGCCAACCCUGCCCUGUAAACAAAUUUGACGCUGACUGUGUUUCCUGAGCUGGAGAGUUUAUAGGGCUGGUCUGUCAGCGGGGACUGGGAGCAAAUCGGGACAUCCAUCAUGACACUGGCUGCCAGGCUGGAAGACUUUGAGGUGACACUGGAACACCUGCUCAUGGACGUAUUUAUGACGGAGGGCCGCCGAUGCCAAGUACAUCUUCUUGAUGACAGGAAGCUAGAACUCCUAGUACAGCCCAAGCUGUUGGCCAAGGAGCUUCUUGACCUCGUGGCUUCUCACUUUAAUCUGAAGGAAAAGGAGUACUUUGGAAUCGCGUUCACGGAUGAAACGGGACACUUAAACUGGCUUCAACUAGAUCGAAGAGUACUGGAACACGACUUUCCUAAAAAGUCAGGACCCGUGGUUCUAUACUUUUGUGUCAGGUUCUAUAUAGAAAGCAUUUCGUACCUGAAGGAUAAUGCUACCAUUGAGCUUUUCUUUCUGAACGCGAAGUCCUGCAUCUACAAGGAGCUCAUUGACGUUGACAGUGAAGUGGUGUUUGAAUUAGCCUCCUAUAUUUUACAGGAGGCCAAGGGAGAUUUUUCUAGCAAUGAAGUCGUGAGGAGUGACUUGAAGAAGCUGCCAGCCCUGCCCACCCAAGCCCUGAAGGAGCACCCUUCCCUGGCCUACUGCGAAGACAGAGUCAUUGAGCACUACAAGAAACUGAACGGUCAGACACGAGGUCAAGCGAUCGUGAACUACAUGAGCAUCGUGGAAUCUCUCCCAACCUAUGGGGUUCACUAUUAUGCAGUGAAGGACAAGCAGGGCAUACCAUGGUGGCUGGGCCUGAGCUACAAAGGGAUCUUCCAGUAUGACUACCAUGAUAAAGUGAAGCCAAGGAAGAUAUUCCAAUGGAGACAGUUGGAAAACCUGUAUUUCAGAGAAAAGAAGUUUUCCGUGGAAGUUCAUGACCCACGCAGGGCUUCAGUGACAAGGAGGACGUUUGGGCACAGUGGCAUCGCGGUGCACACAUGGUAUGCAUGUCCUGCAUUGAUCAAGUCCAUCUGGGCUAUGGCCAUAAGCCAACACCAGUUCUAUCUGGACAGAAAGCAGAGUAAGUCCAAAAUCCAUGCGGCACGCAGUCUGAGUGAGAUCGCCAUCGACCUGACCGAGACGGGGACGCUGAAGACCUCCAAGCUGGCCAACAUGGGCAGCAAGGGGAAGAUUAUCAGUGGCAGCAGUGGCAGCUUGCUGUCCUCAGUAGAGAGGUGGUCUCACUAUGUUGGCCAGGCUGGUCUCGAACUCCUGUCCUCAAGCAGUCCUCCCACCUCGGCCUCCCAACGUGCUGGGAUUACAGGUUCUCAGGAAUCAGAUAGCUCGCAGUCAGCCAAGAAGGACAUGCUGGCUGCCUUGAAGUCCAGGCAGGAAGCUCUGGAGGAAACCCUGCGUCAGAGGCUGGAGGAACUGAAGAAGCUGUGUCUCCGAGAAGCUGAGCUCACCGGCAAGCUGCCAGUCGAAUAUCCCCUGGAUCCAGGGGAGGAACCACCCAUUGUCCGGAGAAGAAUAGGAACGGCAUUCAAGCUGGAUGAACAGAAAAUCCUGCCCAAAGGAGAGGAAGCUGAGCUGGAACGCCUGGAACGAGAGUUUGCCAUUCAGUCCCAGAUCACAGAGGCUGCCCGCCGCCUAGCCAGUGAUCCCAAUGUCAGCAAAAAACUGAAGAAACAAAGAAAAACCUCGUAUCUGAAUGCACUGAAGAAACUGCAGGAGAUUGAAAAUGCAAUCAAUGAAAAUCGUAUCAAGUCUGGGAAGAAACCCACCCAGAGGGCUUCACUGAUAAUAGAAGAUGGAAACAUUGCCAGUGAAGACAGCUCCCUCUCAGAUGCCCUUGUUCUUGAGGAUGAAGACUCUCAGGUUACCAGCACAAUAUCCCCCCUACAUUCUCCUCACAAGGGACUCCCUCCUCGGCCACCCUCGCACAACAGGCCCCCUCCUCCUCAGUCCCUGGAGGGACUCCGGCAGAUGCACUAUCACCGCAACGACUAUGACAAGUCCCCCAUCAAGCCCAAGAUGUGGAGUGAGUCCUCUUUAGAUGAGCCCUAUGAGAAGGUCAAGAAACGCUCCUCUCACGGCCAUUCCAGCAGCCACAAGCGCUUCCCCAGCACAGGAAGCUGUGCAGAAGCAGGCGGAGGAAGCAACUCCUUGCAGAACAGCCCCAUCCGCGGCCUCCCGCACUGGAACUCUCAGUCCAGCAUGCCGUCCACGCCAGACCUGCGGGUCCGGAGUCCCCACUACGUCCAUUCCACAAGGUCGGUGGACAUCAGCCCCACGCGACUGCACAGCCUCGCACUGCACUUUAGGCACCGAAGCUCCAGCCUGGAGUCCCAGGGCAAGCUCCUGGGCUCGGAGAACGACACCGGGAGCCCCGACUUCUAUACCCCGCGGACUCGUAGCAGCAACGGCUCGGACCCCAUGGACGACUGCUCGUCGUGCACCAGCCACUCGAGCUCGGAGCACUACUACCCAGCGCAGAUGAACGCCAACUACUCCACGCUGGCCGAGGACUCGCCGUCCAAGGCGCGCCAGCGGCAGCGGCAGCGGCAGCGGGCAGCGGGCGCGCUGGGCUCAGCCAGCUCGGGCAGCAUGCCCAACCUGGCUGCACGCGGGGGCGUGGGGGGCGCAGGGGGCACAGGCGGCGGCGUGUACCUGCACAGCCAGAGCCAGCCCAGCUCGCAGUACCGCAUCAAGGAGUACCCGCUGUACAUCGAGGGUGGCGCCACGCCCGUGGUGGUGCGCAGCCUGGAGAGUGACCAGGAGGGCCACUACAGUGUCAAGGCCCAGUUCAAGACCUCCAACUCCUACACGGCGGGUGGCCUGUUCAAGGAGAGCUGGCGCGGUGGUGGCAGCGGCGGUGACGAGGGCGACACGGGCCGCCUGACGCCAUCGCGAUCUCAGAUCCUGCGGACUCCAUCACUGGGCCGCGAGGGCUCCCACGACAAGGGCGCGGGUCGCGCCGCGGUGUCGGACGAGCUGCGCCAGUGGUACCAGCGUUCCACCGCUUCACACAAGGAGCACAGCCGCCUGUCGCACACCAGCUCCACCUCCUCGGACAGCGGCUCGCAGUACAGCACCUCCUCCCAGAGCACCUUUGUGGCGCACAGCAGGGUCACCAGGAUGCCUCAGAUGUGCAAGGCCACGUCAGCUGCCUUACCUCAAAGCCAGAGAAGUUCAACACCCUCAAGUGAAAUUGGAGCCACCCCCCCAAGUAGCCCCCACCACAUCCUAACCUGGCAGACUGGGAGCUACAAUGAUAGCUGUUUCCUGGAUUCCUCCCUCUAUCCAGAACUAGCUGACGUCCAGUGGUACGGGCAGGAAAAAGCCAAGCCUGGAACCCUCGUGUGAGCCAGCCCGGCCUAAUCUGACCGCCUCAACGCCAUUCUGAGAUCACCUCACUGCCUCUCAUUUGCCUUACCCAGACGCACCGUCACCCUGCACCAGCUUCGGCCCUCAGCACUUUUUUUCUCCUGUCUCCACAUUCCCUCUCCUUUGAAAACCUGACUGAGGAGACAUUCUGGAAGGUUCCGGUCCCACUGUGUGUCCCCUGGCUCUCUUGCCCAUAGAGAGCCAGACACCAAUCCUCAAUGGCACCUUGGUGGCUUCCCCCUGCCAUGACAGCCCCUAGGCCAGGAAUUGUCAAGGGGGCCGGCUGGCAUCCAAUUCCUGCGGACAAGUAGUGUUGGGAGAAAACCGGAAAGGGGACUUAAGUUACAGGGUGACCCAGAAAGACGACUCAGCUGUGUCCAGCCUGCCACCCACAGGCCAACCAAGCACUGCACCAAGAGGAGGCCUUGUGGCAUAUUCAGUUUACACCUGAAGUAUUCCUUGAUGAGACAGUUUGUGGGGAGUGGCUGUGGGGGAGGGGAGGAUAAGAAAGCAAGCUCUCGACACCAGAGAUGCAUCGGAGGACCACGAUCAGUUCUGUGCUGCCAAAGAUUAACAAAAACAUAAAAAAUUAAGAGGGGCCAAGAGGAAGACAGUCUUUCUGCAAGGAAAUUGCUUUUAAAUUCUGAACUGCUACUACACACAAGUGAAAGUCAACCCCGUGUACAGUGGUGUCCUCUCUCCAGCCUUCUCCCUUCAUGCUCCACGUCUCUCUCCGUAGAAAGCCUGAGAAACUAACCCAAUGCAACGGUGAAGACGAGGGAGUCUGGGCUGGCAUUGCUCACUCACAGUUGCCAUCCAUCUGGACAUGAAGAGAGACCCGCAGGAGUCGUGGAGGGUACUGUUAGCCCCAGUCCAAGCAGGGGAUUCAGCCAAGCCCAAGACUCAAAGCUGCUUUCCUUUCAGGACCUGUAGUAAACGUAAGGUGAUAAUGGCCAAAAGUGGUUCUCUCUCAUUAAAACCACCAGUAAAAGCGUAUCCUGUUUUUUUUUUGCACAAGGUGUUUCAUUUUCUUUUUUAUGGGAAACCAAGGGAAAAGCACAUUGCGAUCCAUUCAGUGUUUAACUGUCGUGGCUCAUUUUCUGUUUGUUAGCACUUGUGUGACAAAAGAGCUCAGAUCCGACUUCUCCUGUGUGUCACUUACUCCAAGAACCCAACGAUGCCCUUAGGUAGAAGAUUUGACUCAUGUGUCUACUAGCCAACAGUCAGAGCAGGGGUGAAAAAAAAAAUAGCAGCUCCCAAAGGGCCUGUGUAUCUAUAUCAUCAGUUCCUGUCAUGCACCACAGUUGUGUGCAGACAGUGAAAGAGGAGGAAAGAGGAAGAAAAAUUAACGUGUGGGAGCUGCAUGUUUACAUGUGUUUUGAGCUAUGCUUCAAACACAACUGGAAAGCCAUCAAUCUUCAAAAGCCUCAAAAAUACUUUUAUAAUAACCUUAGUUGGGUUAUUCAAGAUGGCACAGAAAGGUUUCCGCAGAGGUGGUAUGCUGUGCUUUUGGCGCAAGUGGUGGGGGGUGGGGGGGUGGUAUUUUUUUCUCUGAUGACUUCCUAUUGGAAAGGCAUUUGACAGCCAGGGACAGGAGCCAGGGUGGGGGUAGUUUUGUGGGAAAGCAGAACUGAAGUUAGCUUUAACAUCAAAGGAACAGAAAAAUCUUCGUUUUUCAUGUAUGUGGAAUCCAAGAAUAACCAUAGGCUCUACCAGACCAGGAGGGUAAGGAAGGACAUUAAAAUAAAUACUCACAGUGUUCCUCUGCUGCAGCCUGGAGACCACUGAGAGUCGGGCUGGGGCACACACACCUGGCUGGGGCCUGCCCAGGAAAAGGCAGGCUGUGGCCUCCUCCACCAAGUCUCUGUAGAUGAUUCAGGGCCUGCUUUUCCCAGCUCCAUGCAUGGCUGGACUGGUGAUUGCAGCUUGCAGAAGGGAUCAGUAUUCCCAGGACACUUUUGGUGUCCACCUGCAGAAUAAACAGAAACCGGUUACAUCAUUAAAUGAUUCUAGGGAUUCACUGGGGGAUAUUUUUGCUGCUUUUAUUGUCAUGGUCAGAGCUACAAAGAGCAGGGAUUUUUCUCCCUUUCGCAUUCAGAAACAUUAUACAUUGGGCCAUUUUUCUUUCUCUCAAAGAAGAUGCAUGCAUAAUCAGACUGAACUGUGUGCAAGAGGAAAAGUCAACAGGGUAACAAAGUGAUGAGGCUGCAUGUUACAGGUUCUACACCAUGCACAGUAGUGUGAAAUCUAGUCUGGAGAAAACUGCAUCAAGAUUCUAUCCCAGCUGAGAAGCAAGGAAUGGUAGGCAAAAAGCCUAAAAACUCGGGUUAUGUUUUCAAUUUGGGGGACAGAGAAAAAGCGAGUGGGAGCAGGAAUUACAGUUUCAGCAAACAUCAUGAUAGUCUGGUAGUGAAGACAGAGAUUAAGUAAAACAGGUUUUACUGUUUAGCUGAGUUCAGUUGAUACAAAAUGUACAUAAAGCGUUAGUCCUUUGAGGCUGACAUGAUUAAUGAUCAGUGUGGUGGGAAACGAUGUAGUUAUUGUACACGAGCACUUGCAAACUCUUUAUAUAUCCCUAUUUCUUUAAAACAAAAUAAGGUGAAAUGCAAAGUCCCUGGUCUGACAUAAAGCCCCUACUGGAUUCUUCAGAUGAGUAUAAGAAAUUGCCUAUUUCAGCCAGAAGACUGGUGGAAACACAUACAUCAGACUAUGUUGUGAGCCAGGUUGAUUUUUUAUUUUAUUAUAUGCAGGUGAGUGUUGAAUCUGUUAAAAUUCCAAUUUGUUUUCAUUAUUAGUUUAGUUCUAAAUAUAGCAAACCCAUCCAGGUGCUAUCAGACGACCAGUUACUGCUUAGUUAACUAGGUGUAAGGUUUUACAUAUACAUUCAUGUCAAUAGUUUAUUACGAGUUGUGUAAAAUGGACUCUAGUUUAAUAAUGGGGGGAAAAAGAUUAGGUUGCUCCUGAAACUGACUGUAGAGCAUGUAAAAUGAUUUUACUGGAUUCUGUUCAACUGUAAUCAAUUAAAAAGAUGUACGUUGUAGACAAAGUUGCAGAAUUAAAAAAGAAAUCUGCUUUUAAUUUAUUCUUUUUGUAUUAAGAAUUUGUAUAGUACCUUUACAUUUUGCAAAACAGUGUUGUCAACACUUAUUAAAGCAUUUUCAAAAUGAAAAGA